This is a messenger RNA of Homo sapiens (human), 4322 nucleotides long. RefSeq names its product transmembrane protein 242 (gene TMEM242). Gene Ontology annotation, cellular component: mitochondrial inner membrane. The record is from RefSeq and is marked validated. Bases 21 to 446 code for a protein of 141 amino acids. Lineage: Eukaryota; Metazoa; Chordata; Mammalia; Primates; Hominidae. The transcript is spliced from 4 exons.
GCACUAGAGGCGACCUAAACAUGGAGACAGCGGGCGCUGCAACUGGGCAGCCGGCCUCUGGGCUGGAGGCUCCGGGGUCCACGAAUGACCGGCUUUUCCUGGUUAAAGGUGGAAUUUUCCUUGGUACCGUUGCUGCAGCGGGAAUGCUAGCUGGAUUUAUUACAACAUUAUCAUUGGCUAAAAAGAAAAGCCCUGAAUGGUUCAAUAAGGGAAGUAUGGCCACGGCUGCAUUACCGGAAAGCGGGUCUUCCCUUGCCUUGCGAGCUCUGGGCUGGGGCUCCCUGUAUGCAUGGUGUGGGGUUGGUGUGAUUAGCUUCGCAGUCUGGAAAGCUUUAGGAGUUCACAGUAUGAACGACUUUCGAAGUAAAAUGCAAUCAAUAUUUCCAACAAUUCCCAAGAACUCCGAAUCGGCUGUUGAGUGGGAGGAAACAUUGAAAUCCAAAUGAGAUGAGCAUGGAUGAAUUUCAAAAUGCUUGUUACAGAAAGGGGUGGCUCUGGAGACACCAUGACAGCAAAAGGACUGGGACUGAUUUCUCCCAGGAACAUGGGCAGAUUGCUGACUGAACCAGUGCACUGGAUAGCAUUCAGCCUCAUCACAGGAGAGUAUGUGUGUGCGUGCUGGGGGAGGGUAAAGUUUUCCCACAGUUAAGAAGACUAUUUAAAAAUAGUAAUUACAGGAAUAACUUCCUUAUGUGGAGGGGACCCCAUAGGAAAUGAUUCUGUUUGUAACAGUUGAAGCAAAUUUCAUACUAAAAAAGUUUAUAAUAAAAGUAUGAUAAGAAAAUAUUUAUAAAACAGACCCCCUAAUAGCAAUAGUACUGCAAUGUGUCUAAUUAAAGGAGUUUCAAGAGCCUUUCUUGUCAAUAUAUGACAGAACUUGGAAGUCUUAUUCUGAUUAGCCAGACUACAAAGUGACAGUCACCUGGUAAGUCCUGUAUGGUAGGAAGUGGGUGUGGCUCUCGGGUCCUAAAUGUGGUCUGUGCUUUACAGCCAUCACACACAUGCUAGUUAUUUACCUGAUGCCCUUGCUUGAAGGCCCUAUAAAUUCUUAUACUUAAAACAAAAAGCCAGUAAUGAGUUGUGAUCACCCCAAAAGGCACAGUUGGGCUAAAAUAAUGAUGAUAUCAGGGGUAAACAUAUUUUUUUGAGAAGUUGGUCUGGAUCUCUGAACACUGACAAUUUGUCAUUUUGUCUCAGUUGUCAAAGUAAAAAAAGCCCAGUUGUCAUCCGUCUUCAAUAUUUUUAACCAGAAAGUCACCUGAGUACGGAGUCCCAAUAUAAAGUAUUUGGGACCACCUCCCUAACAAAGCUGUUAGGGUAAAUUCUGUGUGCACGCCCAACUCCCUCCUGUCUUCCACAGUCUCCUACAAAAAAAACAGAUGGAGAAUAAUGUCUACAUGCAAUUGUUUUUACUGCAAUUGUAUUUUAAAAUAUUUUCAAGAAGAGAAAUACUUUAAUAUGUCAAUAUGUCCAGAGAAAAAACCUGUAGUUAAAUAUCAGUUGUGCAAUUUCUUCCUACUUGCCUAGGCUCUAAUUAGUCAGCAAUCAGGUUUAAUAAAGGACAUUUGAAAUUUCUGUUAUCAUGAAACCUUUUAUUCUAAGGGAGAUUUUUAAAUGAAAUGACAAGAACUUAAUGUAAUACUUUUCUCUAGACCAUGUUACCCUGUUAAAAUUGCUGUAUUGUUAAUGAAACAGGUGUAAUCAGCAUCUGGAAUUCAUAUGUAAUCUGUUAAAAAUCCAAGACUGAAAGGAAAGGAUUGUGAAAUUGGUCAGUGAAUGCGGGUAGCAAAAACUCUUCACUGCCUUUCAUUUGUAACUAAAUCUCCUCUGAGAAGAGAUCUGUAGGCUUUGAAUGAAAGGAAGGAAAGGCAGGAGCCAAAGGAACAGGUUUUCGUCCAUACAAUUAGUCUGAAUCUAGGUUCCUCUGAAUAGAAUGGGCACCGCCUGAUCCUUUUGUGCUUCAUAAAUGUGGGUUUCCAACGUGCAUGAGAUGGCCCUCAAACCUUGUUACAACGAUGCACUUUACUCGUUUGAUGUGGGGGGAAAAAGAAUGGGCACUACCUAAAACUGUUUACAGCUAGAAUCUGGGUUUUAUUUUUCAUAGAUGGAGAAUGCCUAGUGGUUUCUAAAGGCCUCCACUGGGUGGAGAAAGGAGACUUGCCCACCUGUCUGGAGUGUUAAAAGGAGAAAUCAUUGUUAACUGAUUCUGUUAAUGGAUUCCUGCCUUGUAACCUCCCGAAGGGCAGGGACCCCUCUCAGGGCCUUGUAAACUGGUGUCAGCACCGCUGCAGAGGCUGCUGCACAUCAGGCUGAUGGCAGCUAGGCCCUAGGAAGGAGCCAGGGGCCAUGGUGGGGGCUCUGCUUUCCCACAGGGCUGGCACAGAGGAGGCCUAGACAUAUGUUGCUGAAAGAGUGUCCUAAUACUAGAGUGGCAUGCCUCGUGUCUACAAAACCCUUAUAUGUCACCUCUGCUGUCCUUGACCGAUGGCAGGGGAACUCCCAUUAGAAUGAUGAUGAAUCCCCUGCAGAGGGGAGGCUGGCAGGGACAAAUUCCCUAAAAGAGGGACCAAGCGUCAGCUCCAAUUGCAUCUUAAAAGCAAAGGUGAAGUAAUGCACAGAUGGAAAUUUAAAAAGAAAACAAGCAGUAUGACUCAAGUGGUGUUUUUCACAGUCAGAACUUGAAUAUCAGUAGAUUUCGUCAUUUGUCUAUUCCUUUUGUACCAGAGGCAUAUUGUUAAAUUGGUUAAUGGAAAGGAAAAAUGUUGAACAGAUAAUGUUAUUCUUUAUGAGACGUACCAUCUGUGUAUUGAGCUCUGAAUGUCCCUGGAUAUGGAAGAGAGGAAAUGUGAUGGAAUUUCAAGUUUGCCUUCUUUGCUGUCUUUAUCUUGGGUUGAGUAUGACAAACAUAAUCACAUUUAUCUCCUGGAGCAUAAAGAGUUUUAAUCACCCUAUUAACCAGGAUGACAUUUUUCACAGACUUAAAAAGGAAUAGAACAGACAUUAUCUCCCUAUAAGCAAUCCAUUUCAUGGAGGCUGAGCACUAGAAAUGCUUUAAAGGAUGGAUAACGCAGGCCAUUUCCAUUUCCUGUCUAAGCCAACAUUAAGGAGGCUUUCGGUAAGGCUGUUGCUUCCACUGGGUGAGUGUUAAGCUUUACACUUAGAGUCUCAGCGCCCAAAAGAGCUAUUAGAGAAAGCACGGGCAGGGAGGAGUGGCUUCCGAGACCCCAGGAUUCAUUCAAGGGAAAACAUGUAUCCUGGUAAGUUGCUGCUGCCCUGUGAAAAGGAGUCCAUAGGCUGCUGUUAUAUUCAGAGUCAAGAAAGUGUGGGUUCAGGACAACCUGAGAGUGGAAAGUGGGGGACGGGAGCUGCCUCCGAAGACGCCCGGCAGCCCAUCACCAGGAGGACCAUGGCCCAAGGGCAUGGAAGCAUGUGGCUGCUGAGAGGGUCGUGGGCCAUCUCCACCACCACCCUCGCGUCAGGGCAUGGGCCCAGGCUGGCGUUAAGGGCACUUUGCCUGCUUAGUCAAAAGGUGGCAUCGAAUCACCUGGGCUGUCACAUGUUUUGUUUAGUUUCAUGGAUAGUAUGGGACCAAACUUGCAAAUUAAUCAUUGCAAUCUAAGGGGAAAAUAGAAGAAAUUAAGGUGGGGGUGGGGGGACGGGGAGCCCAUGGGGAUAAAAGUAAUUAAAAUCCAUUGAAUUUAGCUAUUUCACUUGGGGCAACAUUUAAUCUCCAAGAUUAAAUCUUGGUUUAUGGGGAAGGUUAUAUAUUUUCAUCUCAUUUUUAUGUAUCAUCUUUAAGACAAAUUGUUAAGUACAAAUGAAAAUCAGGUAACAUACAAAGGCAUUUCAUCAAAUAGUUAAAUUUCCUAUGAAAGUUAGUAAAAUACAUAUUUUUAUAAUACCAUGUUCAAGUGAAGUGUUUUUGCUUUCUGCCAAGAGUCAUUAAAUGAUAUAGCAAGUAUUUGGGUCUCUCUUGGUGUUAUCAGGAUUAAUUGCCCAAGGCUGCGAUUUUGUGAGCAUAGAAGAGGAAAGCAAGCAUCUCUCACAAGCAGUGACAUGAAUCUGUAAUAAUGAGUGAGGCUGUUAGCAAAUUUUGUGUGAUGGCAGAUAACUCAGUUUUGGAGAAAAUUAGAAUCACAGCUACCAAGAAGCACAUAUCGUUUCAACUUUCCCACCCAAGUAUUAGUGAAGUGAUUUAGGACCUUGAUUUAUAUUUCUUAGAGAAGCUGGCUCGAGGCCUUUGUUUCAUUACUGUUUGAUGAGGCAUGAUCCCUUACUUUAAAAAAAAAAAAAGGUGAAUGUAUUAAAUGUACUUAAAGACA